GACAGCGCUGCAUUGCAGCUCGUUCCACUAUGAAGAGCAGACUGUACGGUCAUACCCUUGUACGGUCCAUGCCAUUAAUUUUGCAGCGAGUGAGUUCAUCGAUUGGUAGUAGAUUAGCUACGGAAAUUUCAGAGAUCGGAGGAUGGGUGAUAGUCAUAGAGAAAACUGCGGCGUACCUUUGCUGCAGCCGAAUCGGAGGCCUAAGGAGCCAUGGAAAGGGGAAUUUGUGAAGAGCCUAGUGUUGGCAGGCAUGGACGCCAUUAUCACCUCCUUCUCGCUCAUUUCUUCCAUCUCCGCCGCCCGCCUGUCCUCCGUGGAUGUUUUGGUGCUGGGAAUCGCUAACCUGGUGGCGGACGGGAUCUCCAUGGGAUUUGGGGAUUUUGUGGCGAGCAGCACGGAGAAGGAUGUCGCCGCCAAGGAAAGAUCCAUCACGGAAUGGGAUGUUGGGAACCACGGAAGGAUUGAGCAUCACGAAUUGGUCCAGCGGUAUCGCGCACAAGGGAUGACCGCCAUGGAUGCAGCCACGGUUGUCACCGUGUUUUCCAAAUAUCCCGAGAUCCUGGUGGAUGAGAAAAUGGCAGCCGAGAAGGGAAUGUCACCUCCUGACCAGAACGACAAGCCCUGGAAGAACGGCCUUGUUACAUUUGCAUCUUUUCUGGCAUUUGGGUGUGCUCCAAUUCUGUCGUUCAUCAUCCUCAUCCCGAUCACAGACAGUAACAUGAUCAAGUUCAUUGGAGCCUGUACGCUCUCUGCCAUCGCCCUAACCAUUUUAGGGAUAGCCAAAGCCAAAAUCGCAGGGCAAAAUUACAUGGUCUCGGUGGGUACAACACUUCUUAACGGGGCCAUAGCUGGGGCAGCAGCUUACGGCAUCGGGUGGACACUAAGGAAUGUUGCUGGCUUAGAAUGAAGCAGUUAUUUGCACAGAAUAUAUUGAAGAAUAUGUUCAUGUCCAGUUCCAGCGGUCGCUAGUUCCCUUCUGUCAGCGCCGACUGCAAUGCAUGCUCCGCCUCCAUUAAGAAACGUCGAGUCAGUUCCUUCUGCCCUUGCCGAUAUGUUAUGCUUGCCCAUUUUCUUCUACUCAUCAGAUGGGGAGGGGAUGCCAUGCCGUUGCUGACAAAGGCACAAAGGACAGCAAAUUGCAAGGUGAGUCAGGAAAGCAAUGUUCUUUUUAAUUUAAACAUGAGGUCUAGACUCUUAUGUAAUGCAGAAAAUUGGAUGAUUUCAAAUGCCUGAGAAUUGACACAAAGGCACAAAUGCAAGUGAUCCAAGUCA
This is a messenger RNA of Andrographis paniculata, 1272 nucleotides long. RefSeq lists its product as uncharacterized. Gene Ontology annotation, molecular function: manganese ion transmembrane transporter activity; iron ion transmembrane transporter activity. The record is from RefSeq and is a predicted model, not a curated record. The coding region runs from base 143 to 907 and encodes 254 amino acids. Gene Ontology annotation, cellular component: membrane. NCBI's taxonomy places the organism in Eukaryota, Viridiplantae, Streptophyta, Magnoliopsida, Lamiales, Acanthaceae. Gene Ontology annotation, biological process: intracellular manganese ion homeostasis. The transcript is spliced from 4 exons.